CAUGUCUUGCAGUCUACGGUGGAAUGGCUGAUGGGAAGCCCGGCAGGGUUUCAGAUGAACAAGAACCUCGCCAAAUUCGUCGGCACUAUUUCCCUGACCGUAGUAAACUACUGGAACCUGCUCAUGAAUUGGCGUUCAUCAUCGACCUUCUCUCCAUUGUGUUCUUCCAUAUCUUUUUUGUCUACGUGGGAGUCACUCGAUUGUGGAACACCAACACCUCCAAUCUUUACACACUCUUUCUCCUAUUUCGAGGAAAGAAGUAUAACGUCCUUCGCGAACGCGUUGAUGCUCAUCCGUUCGAUCUUGAGCAGCUACUUCUCGGAGCAGUUUUCUUAGCCCUUUUCGUUUUCCUACUGCCAACAGUGUUCGUCUUCUAUGUGUGUUUCAUGCUCCUUUGGCUCGCGGUACUGUUAAUCCAGUUGGGGCUUUGGACGGUUAUCAUGUUCUUCAAUAGAUUCCCGUUGUAUGCACUCGUUCUGUCUGUAACCGACAUCUACUCACUACCCUCGGGAGUGACAGUCAACUUAAUGCCAUUACAGAGCUCUG
Perkinsus marinus ATCC 50983 is the source of this 546-nucleotide messenger RNA. RefSeq lists its product as hypothetical. Gene Ontology annotation, cellular component: endoplasmic reticulum; membrane. NCBI's taxonomy places the organism in Eukaryota, Perkinsozoa, Perkinsida, Perkinsidae. The record is from RefSeq and is a predicted model, not a curated record. The transcript has 6 exons. The annotation marks the transcript as partial. Gene Ontology annotation, biological process: GPI anchor biosynthetic process.